AUGGAUUCCAGUAAUUCUCUACAGAGUAAGCUGGAAUGUCCUGGGGAGCGACGGAAUGCAGGCCUCAGAGUGGUGACCUUGGUGUAUGCUGCUCUGUCCAUAUAUCUACUGACACAAACUGCGCAUCCGGCGGGUGCUGGAAAAUAUCCCACUGCGCUUUCUCUGAUUACGGCCACUAACGCCUUCGCCCUCAUAGGCAGCAUCUUUGGCUUCCUCGUGACUCUGCCCGCGUGCAUGCAGAAGACGCUGGGGAGCCUGACAGUCUUAUGCUUUACGGUCUCUUUCUUUCUUGGGGUAGCUUCUAUGAUAUCAGUCAUCUUCAGCUACUUCAGCGUCUACUGGAUCGUCUUCACUUGCGUGCACAUCUUCUUUUCAAUGGUGGCCGUGGGUGCUUCCUACGCACAUUUCAGGGGACUCGCCAGCCAGGAAAAGCUUGAGGAGACAGUUCCUAUAGCUGCGUCGCUCCCCCAAGUCACAGAGUCUGUUUAA
Molecule: messenger RNA, 489 nt
Organism: Eimeria necatrix
Lineage: Eukaryota; Apicomplexa; Conoidasida; Eucoccidiorida; Eimeriidae
Exons: 1
Coding region: 1-489 (162 amino acids)
Source: RefSeq, a predicted model, not a curated record